AUGAAGGUCGCUGCCAUUUUCUCAUCUCUUCUCGGCCUUGCCUUGGCGACUGCCAUCCCAACUACCAAUGAUCUCGAACGUCGCGACCCGAGCGAUAAAUCCGGAAACUCUCAGUUCGUCCUGCAAUGCGAGGGAGUCACCAUUCCAGACCAAGGAGGAGCUGAGGGUGCAGGCGAGGGCGGUACUGGCUACUUCUACAGCAACGUGGCUUUCAACGCCCAGGGAACCAAGAUCGAGCCCGUCGCCUGCACGGACCAGGACGGUACUUGCAGCAAUUGCUUGUUUUCCGGUGGCGGUCUUAGCUCAGACACCAAUGUUACGGCAUGCUGGAACCCACCUGCCGGAAAGGCUGGAUGUGGUAUCUCAUUCUCGUACAAUGGCUACGAUUAUGAUAGCCAAAACAAGGAGCCCUACUGUGGUCACGAGAAUGGAUUUGCAGCCUUCUCGUUCGAUCUGAGCGCUGUCUGUUACUUUGAUGUUUAA
This is a messenger RNA of Penicillium manginii, 483 nucleotides long. RefSeq lists its product as uncharacterized. The record is from RefSeq and is a predicted model, not a curated record. The coding region runs from base 1 to 483 and encodes 160 amino acids. The transcript has a single exon. NCBI's taxonomy places the organism in Eukaryota, Fungi, Ascomycota, Eurotiomycetes, Eurotiales, Aspergillaceae.